This is a messenger RNA of Chelonia mydas (Green sea turtle), 3944 nucleotides long. RefSeq names its product calcineurin like phosphoesterase domain containing 1 (gene CPPED1). NCBI's taxonomy places the organism in Eukaryota, Metazoa, Chordata, Testudines, Cheloniidae. The record is from RefSeq and is a predicted model, not a curated record. Gene Ontology annotation, molecular function: hydrolase activity. Bases 210 to 1145 code for a protein of 311 amino acids. The transcript is spliced from 4 exons.
GUCCCGCUGUCUCCCCUUUGCUUCCCCCGUGGCUGACCCCGCUCCCGCACCGUCCCGCGCUCCCUUCGGGCCCCGCCCCUCGUGCGGUGGCGUCGCCUCCCCUCCUAGCCGGCCCGGCCCCAGCGCUGGAUCGCGGGUUUCCCGAGCCUGCAGCGGAGCAGCCACCUGGCGUUUCGGGACACGGCCGCAGCCGCAGUUAGGCGGACGCUAUGGCCGAGGAGCGGGACGUGUUUCCGAGAGCCCGGGGCAGGACGCUGAGCGCCUUUCGUGAAGAUGAUGAAGGUCAAUGGAAAGCCCCUUUCUACUUCAUCCAAGGAGCGGAUCCUCAGUUUGGACUGAUGAAAGCCUGGGCAAUUGGUGACUGUGACAAUGGAGGUGAUGAAUGGGGAGAGGAGAUCAAAUUAACAGAGCAAGCUGUGCAAGCCAUUAACCAGUUAAACCCCAAGCCCAAGUUCUUUGUACUGUGUGGUGACCUCAUACAUGGUAUGCCAGGAACUCAGUGGCGAAAGGACCAAGAACAAGAUUUGAAAAAUGUCCUGAAGAACAUUGACCAAGACAUUCCAUUGGUAUUUGUCAGCGGAAAUCAUGAUAUCGGCAAUGUUCCAACACCUGAAACAAUAGAUGAUUAUUGCAAGCACUGGGGAGAUGAUUACUUCAGUUUUUGGGUUGGAGGAGUUUUCUUUCUUGUGCUUAACUCACAGUUAUACUUUGAUUCCUCUAAAUGUCCUGAGUUAAAGCAGGCCCAAGAUGAGUGGCUUGAUGCACAACUGGCUGUAGCUGAAAAACAGACGUGUAAACAUGUAAUAGUAUUUCAGCAUAUUCCUCUAUUUCUACAAAACCCGGAUGAAGACCAUGACUAUUUUAACUUGGAGAAGUCGGUUCGGCAGGAGCUGAUGGAAAAGUUUCAUAAAGCAGGCAUUAAAGCUGUAUUUUCUGGACACUACCAUAGGAAUGCCGGAGGGUCCUACAAGGAUCUAGAGAUGGUGGUUUCAUCAGCAAUUGGAUGUCAACUGGGAGAAGAUACCCAUGGGCUUAGAGUGGUCAUUGUCACAGCUGAGAAGAUUGUUCACAGAUACUGCAGUUUAAAUGAUCUGAGUAGCCAAGGAAUAGAAAAAGAGCUGAUGGAUUUGAUUAAGCAAAAUUAGCCAUUUUCUAACUAUGACAAGUCUCCAGUUUAUUUUUAAUUCACAUUUUUUAUUUCCCAGAUAGAAACACUAGCUAAGCAAAAACAAAAAAGCCUACUGUGGGCUGAAGAUGAUUCCCAGUUGUGUAUUAUGCACCAAAAUAGUUGUCUCAACUCAUUACCAUCCUAAAUAACAAAGCAGAAAAGUAUGCAGAGAUAUUUAUACCUUUGAGGGGAAAUGAAACCAAUUAUAAUAUGAAAAAUAAUAAAGGUAAUGCUAUCACUAUUGAUUUUGUAAUGGGAAAGAGCUGUUCUGAGGGUUAGCUGCUCUACUCCUGGAUCAGACUUUUAUAGCAUAUCCAUGAGUAGGAGCAGUGGCUUCUGGAUGACAAACUCAACUCUAGUUCACCCUUCUGUUCUAGUUUGAUGGCCCACAAGAUACAUCUCAAAACCAUUAUACUUAAUGUUCUCUAUUAAAUGCUUGGUAAUCCUCCAGAAAGUGACAAAGUAAAUGUGGCAUGUUCGUAUUCAGUAUGGGCUAAUCCAAAGCCCUUUGAAGUCAGAGGGAAGACUUCCAUUGACUUCAAUGAGUUUUGGAUCUCACCCUAUUUCUGCUUCCUUCCAGUUGAUGUCAUCUCCCAUCCCAAGCCUUUAUCUUCAGAACUACUACAGCAAUCAGAGCAAGCUGGAUUCUUCUCUGCCUAGCAAAUCACCAUUGUGGGUGCUAUAAGAGAGACAAGACUCAUAAUUUGAGUCUGCAGGAGUGGAGGUUAGAAAAGCCUGUAAACUAAGAAAAUAUAAUAGGAAAACCAUAAAGAGAAACUAAAUAUAGAAGAGUCAUUUUACUGUUGCCUCUUGGCAUUUAACUGCAAUUAAAUUUGCUAUUGAGAGUUCCCUGUAAGAGCAUAUCCUCUUUAGAAAACAGCUGACUCCUAGACAAAGGGAGAUUUAUGGAUGUCCAGUUCUACCAAACUAAAUUGCAGAAGCUCAAAAACUGCCUAUGCUGUAUAUUCUUUUUAAAGAAAAAAGACUAUAAUAUAUAUAUUGUUUUAGUCUAGGACAUUAGUUUAAAAGAUUCGCUAAGUACAAUAUAAAGUCCCCAAACGUCCUGAGAGAGAUUUUUGGUCAAUGUAGCACAGGGGCGGGCAAACUUUUUGGCCUCAGGGCCACAACGAGUUUCUGAAAUUGUAUGGAGGGCCGGUUAGGAAAGGCUGUGCCUCCCCAACCAGGCGUGGCCAGGUCCCGCCCCAUACCUGACCCCCCCUGUUUCUCGCCCCCUGAUGCCCCCCCCCCGGGACUCCUGCCCUAUCCAACCCCCCUGGGACCCCGGCCCCAUCGAUCCCUCCCUGUCCCCUGACCGCCCCUGGACUCUCCCCUCCCCCCGCUGCCCCAUCCAACCCCUCCUCUCAUUCCUGUCCGGCCUCCCGCCCCCCAAGACCCCUGCAUCACCCAACCACCCUUUCUCCCUGACUGCCCCCGGAACCCCCCUCCACUGACUGCCCCCCGCCACCCCAUCCAACCCCCCCCCACUCCUUCCUGACUGCCCCCCUGGGAUCCCUGCCCCCAUUCAACCCCCCGGUUCCCUGCCCUCUGACCACCCCCGCCCCUGCCCUCUAUCCAACCCCCCCCCCCACUCCCUGCCCCCUUACCGCGCUGCCUGGAGCACCGGUGGCUGGUGGUGCUACAGCUGGAGCCAGCCGCAGCACAGAGCACCGGGUCAGGCAGCGCAGCUGCCGAGCCGUGACCUGGCAAGAGCUCGCAGCCCCGCUGCCCAGAGCAUUGCACCAGUGACGCAGGGAGCUGAGGCUGCGGGGAGGGGCCAGGGGCUAGCCUCCCAGGCCAAGAGCUCAGGGGCCGGGCAGGAGGGUCGGCCGUAGUUUUCCCACCUCUGGUAUAGAGCCUCCAAGCGGCCUUACUUAGUUAGAUAUUGUUUUAAUAGUCUGGUUUUUCAAGAAGCCACCUCAGAUUUGGCAGCUAAUGUCCUUCACCAAGGCUAAGGAACAGAUUUAUAAAGUUAUUUAGGCUUGAUUUUCAAAAGUAUCUAGAUGCCUAACUUCCAUUGAUUUCAAUAGUAGUUAGGCACCUAGUAGAAUUUUCAAAAGUGCCUAUCUGUAGCUUUAGGCCCUUAAAAAUCUGGCCCCAAAUGUGCUGAGGUUUCUUUGUCCUUACUGCUAGUUAAUGCUGUAGAGUGGUGCUCCCCUUACAGUUUGUUGCAAAAGGAAGGGUAUUCCACUGUUACUUAUAGCGUUUAAGUAUGUCCGUUCAGGUUAUGGCUCAGCGGAAAGAACAGAGUAUGAUAGGCACUGGAUGGUUCUGUUGGUCUUGCCCCAUAUAGUAGAGUGGGCAGAAAAGAAAUAAGGUGGGCCAUUUAAUUGUGAGGAUGAUAUUUGGGAGAGCCAAGAUAGAUUUGAAAAGAGCGGUUUUCCGUAAACACGAGAAAUUAAUAGAAUGGGUAUGAAUAGGAGUGGUUCUAAAAAUUUUAGAAUUUAUGAUUUCAUAAAUGAUUAUAUACACACAUGUGGAAUUAUAAAGCAUGAAUGUGUUUAUGCAGAACCAUUUUACUUAUACAAACUCAUAACUCAAAUUUCAACAUUAAUUCAUAUUGUAUAAAUAGUUCCAAGUUUGCUUUUUAUAAGAGAUUUUUUUACCAUAAAUUGUCUAUUGUUUUCUCACUAAAGAGUAUUACUACACUGUAAAAUCUUUUAAAAUCCAAUUUAAAUUUUAUAUUCCAAAUUCAUGAUUGAGUGAAGUAUAAGAAGCUUCAAGAAUUAUACAUCACUCAUACAGUCUACCAUGAGAAAUAAAUAUACUGUAUAAAUCA